AAACCGAGUUACCGAGCUAACCGGCUAAUUUAACAACUUUAUUCUUUAUUUUAUUUUAUUGUAUUUACACGUGUUAGAAAUGAAAGAUGUAUUUCUACAAGAAUACAGUAGAACAGUGAAGUGAAGGUGUUUGUAUUAGCCGAAAUAACAUCUGAUGUUUUCUGGCUGAUGAGCUGUAAAACAGAGAUAGGUCAAGGUCACAGUGGAUCAGGGGCCACGCCGAAACACUGGGCACAAGACAUCCUCACUCACACAGAGACAGUGUAGAGCAGCCAAUCCACCUUCCGCAUGUUUCUGAGACAUGGGUGAAACUAGAGGACCCGGAGGAAACACAAACACUUACAGGCGGUGACCAGAAUGAAUUUCAGGACCCAUGUUUGGACAUACUCAUGUCCCCCGUGCACUCAGGCCACCUCUGCUGGCAGCACCUGGUCCUCGCUUGCUGAUAAGAACUGCAGCCUGACCGACCGAUGGCGAGUUAACCAACCCAAACUCUUCCACCAACAUGGAGCUGUACGAGCAGAUCCUCACACUGGGUCGGGGAGCCGCGGGUCUCGUCCUCCUCAUGAGGCACAGAGACAGUAAGAAGCUCUUCGCUGUGAAGAGGAUCCAGGUGGACGACUCGAGGAGGACCAGGACGAAGGACAGCGUGCUACAGGAGGCUGAGAUCCUCAGAAAACUCCGGCACCCUCACAUCGUAUCAUGGAGCGACACUUUCUUCGAUCCGACCCACGAUCACGUCUACAUCGCCAUGGAUUACUGCGACGCCGGAACCCUGGACGACCAGAUCAAAGCCAGGAAGGCAGGAGGAUAUUUCCCGGAGCACGUCGUGAUGAACUGGUUCGUUCAGGUCGUCAUGGCAGUCGCGUACGUCCACUCGAGGAGGAUCCUGCACAGAGACAUCAAACCCUCCAACGUCCUGCUAACCAAGAGAGGGACGAUCAAGUUAGGAGACUUCGGGAUCUCAAAGAUACUGAAUCGCACGCUGGACGUGGCGUCUACCUGCGUGGGGACGCCGAGUUACCUGAGUCCCGAGCUGUGCCAGGACGUCCCGUACAGCACCAAAUCGGACGUCUGGGCGCUCGGGUGUGUCCUGUACGAGCUCUGCGCUCUCAGACCGGCGUUCAGCGCUAAAAACCUGCUGAAUCUGUUUUACAGGAUCAUUAAGGGUGAGUACAGCCCGGUGCAUGCUGGGUACUCCAGUAACCUGCACACGCUGAUCCAGACGCUGCUGUGUUCGGUUCCUGAGGACCGGCCGAGCGCCGGCGGCAUCCUGACCACGCCCUACGUACAGGAGCAUCUGGAACACUUCGUUCAGGACCAGGAGACAGAACUGAUGAAGAUGAGCGGCGACUCUGGAGCCUCCGCUGAAGAUUUAACGUUAACCCGCUCACACACUCCUCACCUGGAGGAGCCACGCCCGGGUACACCUGAGAGCAGAGCCGAGGAGGAGGAGGAGGAGGAGGAGGCGGCGGCGGCGGUCAGCGCCGGGGACGAGACUGAAUAUCCGGAGGAUUUCGAUGAGAACGAGAGUUUUUCCUCAGUUGAGGAUGUUUCGGGGAGGGAAGCUUCACCUCUCAGUCCUGAACAUGAGGGCGCGGCUCAGGAGCUGCAGGCGUUGCAGGAUGAUGUGGACUCCUCUGAGUACCCGGAUGAUUUUGAGGAUGAGGAUGACCUGGCUGAGGUGGUGAACUGUGCCCGUAAUGCCAUGCGCUCUCUGUCUGAGUGUGAUGCGGCUGAGCUGAUGGACGCCGGCGGCUCUACGGUUACCGUGAGGAUCCUGAGAGAGAAAUACAUCGGGGACGUUGGACCUUCACUUUAUGAGGAAAUCAGUGAGCAUUUCACAAACGGCCUAAAACCCGAGGAUCUUCAGCCCCAGUUCCAGCACAUGAUCGGCUCCGAUCACCUGGAGACCUGCUACCUGAUAUUCAAUAUCGACCAGGAGACCACAUGCUGAGCACACAGCAGUGUGUGGGUCACGGUACCAGGAAUAAUGGAGAGGAAUAAAAGGAAAAUCUGGACCAGUGAUGUCACUGUGUCUGUAUUAUGCAGAGAGAGAUCGCUGUCUGAAAAAUCCCAAAAAAUAAACAUACAGGCGUAAACUGGAAGGUUUAUGAUUUAUGGACAGUGUAGGGGCGGCACGGUGGCUCGGUGGGUAGCACUGUCGCCUCACAGCAAGAAGGUCCGGGUACUUUCUGUGUGGAGUUUGCAUGUUCUCCCCGUGUCUGUGUGGGUUUCCUCCAGUCCAAAAACUUGCAGUCAGGUUAAUUGGAGACUCUGAAUUACCCUAUAAGUGAAUGUGUGUGUGUGUGUGUGUGUGGCUGCCCUGUGAUGGACUGGCCCCGUCCAAGGUGUUACUGUGUGCCUUGCGCCCAUUGAAAAGCUGGGAUAGGCUCCAGCACCCCCCGCGACCCUGAUUGGAUAAGCGGUUAAGAAAGUGAGUGAUUGAGUGAGUGGACAGUGUAGGGAAUAUUGUUCAGAUCUAAUCCUGCAUAGUUUGGACACAGUGAUGUCAUCGGUCCAGUUUUUUCCUCAAUUACUGGUUUUGAGAGUCUCUUUUUUUUAUUCUCAGUUUGGAUAUACUCUAUUCCCCUGUGCACUUGACCUCUGCCUGCAGCCUGACGUCCUCAUUGGCCAAACAGAGUCUCAGGUCUUUUCUCUUAAAUAUAUGCAAGAUUGUGUCUGUUGAGUGCCCAGUUAGGCUGGUAGCACCACCACGACUCUGUGUAUUAGACUGCUGCGCCUGGCAUUACUGAGUCUAGUCUAAUAUUUAUAAAAUAGCCAUGCAUGACUGUUUUCAUUUUAUAAGCACUUAAUUAUAUUUCUUUAUUUAACAGAACCCUGUAUAAUCUGUAUAAUCUGUAUGAUUUAUAAUCUGUAUGAUUUAUAUUUUUGCUGUAGUUUAGGUGUGUUAUAUAUUUAAACACUUUCUUCAGUAGCGCGACCUGAAAUGUCCAGCAGAUGGCAGCAUGUAGAGCAAAAUGGAGUGGAAAACAAGUUAAAGCACGCAGUGUUUAUAAACCUGGAGCUUCCACUUUCUAUCCAGCUGUUUGUAUUUAAUGAUGAUUAAAAUCAAGAUCCAA
This is a messenger RNA of Trichomycterus rosablanca, 3083 nucleotides long. RefSeq names its product NIMA-related kinase 12 (gene nek12). Gene Ontology annotation, molecular function: protein kinase activity; ATP binding. Gene Ontology annotation, biological process: protein phosphorylation. The transcript is spliced from 5 exons. The record is from RefSeq and is a predicted model, not a curated record. NCBI's taxonomy places the organism in Eukaryota, Metazoa, Chordata, Actinopteri, Siluriformes, Trichomycteridae. Bases 506 to 1957 code for a protein of 483 amino acids.